AUAAAAUGUACUUGUAUGAAAUAUAAAAACUGUUGUUGUUUUUUUAUUCCAGAUAUAAAUGAAUUGAAUUUACCCAAAACAUGUCAAGUAGAUUUCCCAGACCCUGAUGAUCUUCUAAAUUUCAAGCUUGUGAUAAGCCCAGAUGAGGGGUUUUAUAGAGGCGGCAGAUUUGUUUUUAACUUCAAAGUUGGCCAAGGGUAUCCACAUGAUGCUCCGAAGGUGAAAUGUGAGACAAUGGUGUACCAUCCCAACAUAGAUUUGGAAGGAAAUGUUUGCCUCAAUAUUUUAAGAGAAGACUGGAAACCAGUUUUGACAGUAAAUUCAAUAGUGUACGGAUUGCAGUAUUUAUUUCUGGAGCCAAAUCCAGAGGAUCCAUUGAAUAAAGAGGCAGCAGAGGUUCUUCAAAACAAUAGACGAUUAUUUGAACAAAAUGUUGCAAAAUCUAUGCGCGGGGGCUAUAUAGGAUCUGUUUACUUUGACCGAUGUUUAAAAUGAAACAUUUAGAUUUUUUGCACACUGAUUGAUCUUUUUUUUCUGAAUAGUUUUGAGUGAAAGAGUCCUGAAAGAAGUGCUUGACAGUUUAAGGUACACAAGUGCAAACGUAAUUGAUAAUUCAGGUGUCUGUAAACAGUGCUUGAUAGCAACAACGUAUUGUCAUUGUUUAAUAUUUUGAAUUGGUGUUUAAAAGCCCUAUAUCUCUUGUGUUUGAUGUACAGUUCUAUUAUUUAAUGCUUACUUUGUGUUUAAAAUAUGCCAGUGCUAGAUCAAUGUCAUGUCAUUAGUGAUGAUGGCAUAUUACAGUUGAUGAUGUCAUGUUACUAGUGAUGAUGUCAUAUUGCAGUUGAUGAUGUCAUGACACUAAAGAUGAUGUCAUACUCAUAUUACAGCUGAUGAUGUCAUGACACUAGUGAUGAUGUCAUAUUGCAGCUGAUGAUGUCAUGUCACUAGUGAUGAUGGCAUAUUACAGUUGAUGAUGUCAUGUUACUAGUGAUGAUGUCAUAUUGCAGUUGAUGAUGUCAUGACACUAAAGAUGAUGUCAUACUCAUAUUACAGUUGAUGAUGUCAUGUCACUAGUGAUGAUGUCAUAUUACAGCCUAUGAUGUCAAGUCAAUUUCAGGAUUUUAUUUUCACCUAUAAAAUAAAAUGUUAAUAAUUUAAUCAUUUUUUGAGUUAACUUGAAAGAACUUAGUAUGAUAUUUUAUUUAAAGCUAAAAUGAAAUCAAGUUUAUAUUAGAUCUCUAUUUCUUAAAUAUUUUGGACAAAUGUAUUAAUACAACUUUUAAGUUAUAUGGCAAUUCCUAUCUUUUAUAAUUUUAUGUCAGUUGUGAUGUCAUGACAUUAGUGAUGAUGUCAUUUUGUUUGAAUUUUCAAUUCUUCUUCUUGUUCAGACACCUGUUAUAAAGUAGGUGUUUAAAUAUAAAAUGUUGAUUACGUUGUCAAUUACAUGUCAAUUUGAAAGACCUUAUAUCUAGUGUUAAUUAAAUAAAUGUGGGGUCUUAAUGUCAAUUACAUGUCAAGUUGAAGGACUCUAUAUUGUUACAGCUUAGAUUGAAUUUAAUAAUUUUGUGGUAUUUAUGUCAAUUACAUGUCAAUUAAAUAAUUAUUUGAAGGACUCUAUAUUGUAACAACCUAGAUUUGGGGAUCUUGAGUAUAUUUGUUGUUUUAAAUUUAUUGUGUCUUGUUUCGGAUAACAUCUGUAAGUUUUGCAUUUGGAUAAGAGCAUAGCUUGCCUCCUAGGGGAGCAUUGUUGUGCAUAUUGAGAGUGUUUUGUAUUAUUUAUAAGUCAGGAAAAUGAGAGUAGAUGUAUUCUACACCUUGAUAAUUCUUAUUUUAGACAAAACAAGGAAAUAAAGUUCAUGUAGCAAUAUUUUGUAAAUUUAAUGGACUAUUAAUUAAAACAGUUUUUUUUUUUCUCACAAUUUUCUUCAUGCAAUUUAAUCAUUUUCAGGACAGGGUUGUCUGUAAACCAAAGGUGGCCUUUUAUCAGGACUACUGCUAUGAAAAAAUUAAAGCAUACCUUUUUUUCGUGUUGGAAAAUUUUGACUUACCGUACAUAACAAUUUUGUAAUUUUUUUCUUUUUUCGAAUUACUGAUUGAAAACUCAAUUAUUUAGAUUGUUAAUAAGUAUAACAUUGAUACCUGUACUGAAAUAAACAUCUUAUAUAAAUA
Molecule: messenger RNA, 2169 nt
Organism: Ruditapes philippinarum (Manila clam)
Lineage: Eukaryota; Metazoa; Mollusca; Bivalvia; Venerida; Veneridae
Product: NEDD8-conjugating enzyme Ubc12-like
Exons: 4
Coding region: 16-495 (159 amino acids)
Source: RefSeq, a predicted model, not a curated record